Sander lucioperca (pikeperch) is the source of this 4103-nucleotide messenger RNA. It is a transcript of the gene gnsb, whose product is annotated as glucosamine (N-acetyl)-6-sulfatase (Sanfilippo disease IIID), b. The record is from RefSeq and is a predicted model, not a curated record. The transcript has 13 exons. Lineage: Eukaryota; Metazoa; Chordata; Actinopteri; Perciformes; Percidae. Gene Ontology annotation, molecular function: glycosaminoglycan binding; N-acetylglucosamine-6-sulfatase activity. The coding region runs from base 131 to 1708 and encodes 525 amino acids. Gene Ontology annotation, biological process: glycosaminoglycan metabolic process.
CCAGCCUGCACACAAUCAUUCAACACAUCUCGCCCUAUGAUCUCACCUCCCGAGCAGGAAACGAAACCUAUAUUCAGUCGCGCACCGGUGUGUGUGUGUGUUGCAGCAGGCCCGGUGGAGCCGUGGACUCAUGGCAGGUUUGAGGAGCGGAUCUGGAGCGACUAGAGCCCGACAGAGAGGUCACAGUGCAGCCGUGACGCUGCCCACGCUGCUGCCGCUGCUGCCGCUGCUGCUGCUCACCUGCUGCGUCAGGUGUUCCGCCGCCGCCGCCGCAAAACCGAGCAACAUCAUCCUCAUCCUCGCCGACGACCAGGAUGUUCUUCUGGGGGGGAUGACCCCCAUGAAGAAAACUAAAGCCUUAAUAGGAGACGCAGGAGCAACAUUUGUUAACGCUUUUACAGUCACGCCGCUGUGCUGCCCCAGCAGGAGCAGCAUUUUGACGGGUCAGUACCCCCACAACCACGAGGUGAGGAACAACUCGCUGUCGGGGAACUGCUCCAGCCUUCAGUGGCAGAAAGGCCCCGAGUCCACCGCCUUCCCUUUCUACCUCAGCAAACAGAAGUACCAGACCUUCUUCGCUGGGAAAUAUCUCAACCAGUACGGGAAGAAAGACGGAGACGUUGGCUAUGUUCCACCUGGCUGGGACCAGUGGCAUGCAUUGGUGGGGAACUCGCAGUACUACAACUACACGCUCUCAGUCAACGGCAAAGAAGAAAAGCACGGAGACAGUUAUGAGAAGGACUACUUCACAGACCUCAUAACGAACCGGUCCCUCCACUUCCUGGAUGACAGGAGCCCUCAGCAUCCGUUCUUCCUGAUGCUGUCUCCUCCCGCUCCUCACUCGCCCUGGACGGCCGCCCCGCAGUACCAGAAAGAGUUCGGUGACGUCAAAGCCCCUCGAGACGGGAGCUUUGACAAACCAGGGAAGGACAAACACUGGCUGCUGCGUCAACCGGUCAACCCGAUGCCAGACAGCUCCCUCACCUUCCUGGAUAGUGCGUACAGGAAAAGGUGGCAGACUCUGUUAUCUGUGGACGACAUGGUGGAGCUGCUGGUCAAGAAACUUGAAAGCAUCAAGGAACUGGACAACACGUACAUCUUCUACACCUCAGACAACGGCUACCACACAGGUCAGUUCUCUCUGCCCAUUGAUAAGCGGCAGUUGUAUGAAUUUGACAUCCGGGUCCCGCUCAUGGUCCGCGGGCCGGGCAUCAAACCGAACCAGACGCUGCAGGCUCCGGUGUUGAAUAUUGACCUGGCUCCGACCAUCCUGGACAUAUCUGGUGUCAACCUGUCUUCUGUGAACGUGGACGGGCAGUCGUUCCUCUCUCAGAUGGCUCCGUCGCUGCGUAAUGGCACCGUACGUCCCGUUUUCCUUGUUGAAUACACCGGAGAGGGACAUCCAACGACGGAUCCUGCGUGUCCCAAACUGGGUCCUGGACUGUCUCAAUGUUUCCCAGACUGCGUGUGUGAAGAUGCCUUCAACAACACGUACGCCUGCGUCAGGACCCUCAACAAAGACCACGACCUACAAUACUGCGAGUUUGCAGACAGCGAGUCGUUUGUAGAAGUGUACAACCUGGUGUCGGACCCCCACCAGCUGGAGAACGUCUGGAAGAAGAUGGACCCGACGUUCCUGCAGGCGAUGAACCAGCAGCUCAUAAAGCUGCAGUCCUGUCAGGGCGACAGCUGCCGCGAGAUCAAGUAACGAAGAGGCGCCGCGCUGCAGGAAGCCGCCCAACGCGGACUCUGUGGAAGAUGGGGUCGGUUUAUCUGACCCGUUUACCACAAGUAUGAUCGUUGCCUUUCAUAACCAUGUUUUUACAUUUUGACUCGUCUCGGGAAGGAAAAGCACAGGUGUGAAUAAUCAUGGCUGGAUUCUAUUCAACUGCUUCAGUUUCAGGGUCCUGGGGUUGUGCAUGCUGGCUCACUGUCACACUGCCAUGGUUUAUACUGGGACACUUGAGUAGAACAGAGCCAUUGUGAAAAGAUGCUUUGACAUUCUGGGAAAGUCUGCUUAUUCGCUUUCUUACUGUGAGUCCUUGCAUACAGAGUCCGACAUUUUCACAAGCUAAAAACAAAUUCAAAGAAAGGCAAGAGACUUAGUUUUUUUUUUUUUUUUUUUUAAAUACGACAUCACGUUGUGUCGAUCACGCUGCCUCCAAAACGUUUGUACGUCAUAUAUACAUUAUUAAAUCGGAUCAGGUUUUUCUGCUUUUUUUCACAUCCGUAGGAAGCAUUUUUUUAAGGUGUUGCGACAUUUUUUUGAGAUCCUUCAGGAUCAAUCUGUUCGUGGAAAUUGUUCUUUUUUAAUAUACAGUAUGUCUUCAGUAUCGGUAGUAAAGCAUCUGCUUGGAUGGAGCCAAUAUUUCCUCUUUCUUUUUCUCUUUUCAAAAAGAGAGAGAACAACUAAAUCAUCCUCACUGCUUGAAGACAUUUUAACUCUAGCUUGUAUUUAUGUACAGUAUAUAGCACCUUUCGUGCAAACAUGCAGUUUAAAGUGCUACACAGAACAUCAUCACAAAAUGAAAAGACAGAUGAGAAAAAAGCAAGACUUAAAACUACAACAAUAAGACAAUAACAUGUAGAAGACCAACAGAAUAAAAUAAACACCAGGGUUAAAAAAAUGAUUUAAAAAUCACUGACACUUAUAAAAUAAUACAAUAACAUUACUCCAAAUUAAAGCCAGAUGUAUUUUUUAUGAACCUUUUUUUGCAACGGAUUAAUUAACACGCGUCGGACUCAGUGUGCAAGGUUUCUGUUCCCAGCCAAAACUGUGCUUACAGAAAAAUGUAAGGACUUUUUUAGAGAUGUUGGAGCUAAAUAUGAAAAAUACAGCCAGCAGCUGGUUAGCUUUAGCUUAGCUUAGCUUAGCAUAAAGACUGGAAAUAGCUAGCCUGGCUCUGUGCAGCAGUAACAAAACACGUCCAUCACUGAUUAACAUGUUAUAUCUUCAAUUCGUAACAAACACUGAGGUGUCCACCGGUUUUGUCCCGGACUAUUUCUUGGUCGGUAAAGAAGAAAUAAUCCUCUUAGUAAUAUAAAUAGUAGUUGUACUUUUCCACGUCUUUGUACAGAACCUCCACCAGGAAGCAAAUAAGCGUAAUGUCAAACUUUUCCUUUAAUGUUCUCACUAACACCUGUGCUUUUUUUACGACGAGUCCAAAUGUCUGCUGUGAAAAAGGUCUGUUUUUCUAACUGAGCUGUGCUCAUUUAUCUCUCAUUAUAUCCAGAUAAACUUCUCGUCCAGUUUAUUUUGUGCAGAUGUGUCGCUCUGCAUAUGAACUGCACUAAACUUCUGUUCUUUACAACGUUCAAGGUGCAAAAUGCCGUCUCAACAUUUGUUCCUAAACGAUACACAACCAAAGUUUUGCACGUACGCUGUAGCUGUCACUAAUCUAAUCAUCGGUAAAGGAAGAGUUCCACAUUUUAGGAACUACACUUUUUGGACAGUUAUCUUAGAAGACUGAUGCUCUCGUGUCUAUCCGUUCUGUAUAAAGCGUUAUAGAUAUUUUCCUAAUAUCGUGCAGCUCUACUUCUGUCUACACAUUCAGCGUACAGACACAAGAGUGGUAUUCAUCUUCUCAUCUAACUGUCUGCAAGAUUUACUUAAAAUGUCGAACAAUCUCUUUAAGCUGAACCUUUUUAGAGUACAGCUCUGGUCUCUAAAAUAUUGUUGAUCUUUCUUUUAUCCCUGCAGAACUUCACGUGAAAGAAGUUGAGAGUAAAAGUCCGAUGUGUCCAAAUGUUGCUCGAACUUUGUGCCUCAGAUUUUACGAAAUGGAGUUUUUUUUUAUUUUUUUUUUUAUUUUAAUCCUCAUGUCUGUUUAUUACAAUAUUUUACACUGAGUAUUAAUGAUUAAACAUUUAUAAAGAGCCUUUUUUAAAAGUGGAAGACGGAAAAAAUGCUGCGAUACUUGUGAGACAGAUUUUUUGUAAUUGUGAGGAAUUCACUGAAAGGGAAAGUUUGACCUGGAAACAUUUGAAAUGAACGCUUUAAUCCUGUGUGCCUUGCGUUUGCACUGACGAGGCUCACGUGCCUUAAAUGUGAAUGUGUUUGCACUGUGAUGAUGAAAUAAAAAUUAAAUCUAAAGAAGCAUUUA